AUGUUCCGCUUGGCGGCUGAAAUUUCACCCGGGCCUGCGAGACAGGAGAUUUGCAAAAUGACGGAGGCAAGGACAGAGUUCAUCGGAAGUAAAUGCAUCAUUUUCCAAUUGCAAAUUGAGAUUUGGAUUCACGUGAAUGACAUAGCCACGAUUUCCUCACAGCUCAUCGGCAUUCGUUUUCUCCUCAACAGCACCCUUCUCAACAGGUUCUGGCUGCGGGCUCGAAAUCCUCUUCCGCCUCCACUGCUUGCCCUUCCACUGCAAGACCGCCACCGGAAGCACACUGCACAGAAAGAUCAAGCCAGCCAUCAAACCUCCGCUCGCGGAUCCCCCCAGACUCUCCAGCAUAUCAGGAUACCAAAAUGGCCCUAUAAAAGCCCACGUGGACCGAACGCAGUUGAUGAAGGUCCCGAUACUUGCGCUGUGCUCUACAUGACAGUCCACAGCAUAUGUUGUAGACACAGUAGCAAUGAUCUGGGCGCCGACGGCUGCGAUUGCGAUGCCGAUGAUGGGCGUCACAUUCCAAUGACCUUGCUCGGACUGCUGAAAGCGGACGCCAAAGACGAUGAUGCCGACCAUGCCAAGUGCGAAGCCAAUGUACGACAGCCAGAGACGAUGCUCAGCCGGAGGUGCCCGGUAUCCCAGCCUCUUGGCUUUAUGAUUCAUCCAGAAGUCGCUCAGACGUCCGCCGAUCUGCUCGCCGAUGAUACUUCCGAUAAUGAUGCCCAAGAACUGCAGGCCGAUCUGCUGAGCAUUGAAUCCGAAUUUCGGCACAAAGAGUUGCGGGAUUUCCACUGUAAGCAGAACACUGCAGAAGCCGAAGACGAUCGAGUACGCGAUUGUCGGAAUGACGAUGGAAGGAUAUUUGAAUAAGCUCAGAGGCUGGAUGAACUCGUACAGCUUGAGUGGGUUGGGGUCCAGGCGGCCAAAGGUAAGAUACUCCUGCUUGAAUGCAGAUCCAACGUGCGUAACACCUUUGCGAACAUAUCUUGUCUCAGGCUGUAGGAAGAGAGCAAGGAUGAAUUGCGCACCGUUGAUCAUGGCCAGAACCCAGUAAAUCCAUCUGUAAUUUCCGGUUUGAGUAACGACGAAGCCCAUGAUGAAGGGACCCAAAGGAGGACCUAUUGGACAUUAGCGACUACGGACGACCGAUGAGAGGGGUAAGCUUGUGAUCUUACCAAGCGUGACAAGCAAAGUCCAAACACCCAUGAACUGCGCUCUCUGCUUCUUGAAGUACGUCUCCGUCACCACGCCACUCCCGAUACCUCCGGGAGGGCUGAUGAAGAACGAAACAAAAGCACGACACACUGCCAUAGUAGCAUAGCUAUGCGACAAAGCACAGCCGACGUUGAAAAGCAACGAUCCAAUUGCACUGAUGAGCCAAACAGGUCUCCGCCCAUAGCGAUUCGAAAUCGGUUUCCAGAACAGUGGAGCGAAGCCCAGAAUCGCAAUUUGUAACGACGUCAAGUACGAUGCCCUUGUGAUCGAGGUCUCGAACUCUUCAGCAAUGUUCUCGUAUGCUGGGAUGAUGGCCGCUGCGAUAAAGGUUGUCAUCAUGGCAUGGAAUGCAACACAGGACAGGUUUGCCAGCUUUUUCCAUUCGGGCCAGUUGUAAGGGUCUGCUGGAUCUGCUGAAGGUAUCGGAUCGAGGUCCAGUGUGCCAUGGCGACUGAGGAGAUAGUCGCGAUGUUCUUGUGGGAGGUAUGCUGCUUCUCCGAGGCUGAUAUUUGUGGCUCGAUGUCCGAUUUCGAUGUCGGAGCUUGCAGUAUCUGGCUGUAUUUGAAGCUUUUGGUCGUUGGAUGUGAGGUUUCCGGGCGCGAAGUCCUGCUCGUCGCCUGCCCGCUUCUGUUCUGUCAUCGUUGCUGGAUGCUGUAGCGAGUUCGCAAAGGCUUCCGAGGCACAGCCUUAUAAGCUGAGGAUAAGGCUCUCUUUCAGCUUCAAUUUCAACUCCCACGAGAUUUCUCAGGCAACACACGAGCUUUGGACGAAGAUUGAGCAGUCUCUUCGCUGAAAAUCGACCUGCGAAAUCCAAGAAAAGAACAGCCAAGCACUCCUUCGCUGCUGAGAACGAUUCAACGUCCAAAGAAAGCAACAGAAGUGGAACCACACGAUAUCAUUCUCGGUCAAACAGAGCAAAAAGAGAAGCAAAAAGCAAUAGUGCGUGGAAGGGGAGUAGCAGAGAGGAGUCGCAAUCGCUCGCAAAUCCCAGUCUGCUCGCCGCUGCUGCGGCGUCCCGUAUAAAUAGCCCAGCUCGAGCUCGGUUAGGAAUCACAGCGACGUCUGGCAUCGUUCUUCCCCAUAAAGACAUUGGGGCGAGACACUGAUCACUUCCCCCACAAUCUCCCACACGCUUUCUCCAGACUUGUCCAACGUACCGCGUGAAAGUCCUCCAUUGUCAAAUGCCGUUCUGCUGCUCCGGGAGAGCGUUACCACGGGUAUUGUAGAGGGACCACGCGGCAGGAUAAAGGAAGUGGAUAAGGUGGAGUCAUUGGGACGUCGACUAAGACGAGCGAAGCAGUAAGUCCAAGCAUGUCAAGCUUUUGAGUGGCCGUUCUUCCAUCUUUAGCGUGGGAAAAUCGGAGCCGAGUGACGAUCCGCUUCGGUGGAAGUGGACCACCCUGGAGCUUUCUGUUGGUGUGUCCGAGAGCAGAUCCGAGACGGCCGUAAUUUAUUGGCGCGUGGGAGCUAUUUUCUGGCAACCGACUGCUGCGUUGCGUGCGCACAACAUUUGAUCGAAAAGGACGACCUGGUGGCCAAUAUCCUACCUGAUACUUGACCACGAUCACAAGCGAACUUGAAAUGCGAAUGUGGCAAAGGCGUCAAACCCCGAUGCAAUACGCAUCAGCAUGCGCCAGCCGGAAGAAGGAACAUCCAAAAGACUGACAUGCGGAUGUUGGCCGGGUGCUGACUUGUUGUCCACUUCAGCGGCUUAUACUGCGGAUGACUUCCAUCGAAUGCAUUACGGAAGUGUUACGAAGUCGACUUCCCUCUCUUCGAAAUCCUCACUUCCAAGCCUUCCUGCACUACGAAGAAUGUCGAAUGAUACUUCAACUCUUCGUUGGGUCGCAGAAGCUGGAACUCAUAAUCGCGGAAGAGUAGCGGCAGAGUUUUGUUCAUCUCUAGUAGAGCCAAGUUCUUGCCGAUGCAUAGAUGUGCACCUCCUCCAAACUACCCAAUGAUCAGCACAAGCGCGAAGACGAGAUGUGUUUGAUGAAGACUCACCUGGAACAUGUAUCUCUCCAUCGUCUUCGCAUCACCUUCUAGCCAUCUCUCCGGGCGAAAGAGAUGCGCGUCUGCGCCGAAGAUUUCUUGGUCGCGAUGUAGGACCCAUCCGUUAAGAGCAACUUGCGUUCCUCCUGGAAGACUGUUGCCUUCGAUUUCUGCUCCUGCUGGAGGUACGAGACGAGUGAUAUUCAAGCCUACCGCAGGUCUGACACGCAUCGCUUCCUUCAGGCAGGCCUGGAAGUAUGGAAGAGCUUGAACCUCGUUCCACUGCGGCAUUCCCGACAGCUGAGCAGAUUGAGUGGCAUCGUCGAGCUCCUUCUUCAAUUUCGUGUAGAUGGCCGGAUCGCGCAGGACAUGAUAGCUGAAACUUUGCAUCGUAGAAGCCGUGGAGUCGGAUCCAGCGAAACUACAUUACCAAGGUCAGUCAAUCGAGUCCAGUUUUUACAAUUCCGACAGCCUGCACACUCACAUUGCACCAUGAGCAACAGCAAAAACAUCGCCAUCUCGAAACACGUCCGGAGCCUUAUCAUGCGCCUCAAUCAAUCUCUGCAAGAGAUCCUUCCUCUCCUUCCCUCCGCCGACUUUCCUUCUCUCUUCAAUCGCUUCCAGCGCCAUUCUCGUGAUCAAGAAUCUCUUCGGCCCCUCUCCUCCUCCAGGGACCAACUUCCAAAGCGGAUUUCUGCGAAACACCCAAUCCCACUCGGGAAUUUGCCCGACCAACCCAUCAUACCAUUGCAUAUCAUCUAUCGUCUUAAUCGCAUUUUCAACGUCGAAGCCGGCUUCCAAGAACCCAAAUCUUCGCGAGAAAGCAAUUUCACCCAGCACAUCGAAGGCGAAGUAGUGGAGCCAAUUUCCUAGAUCGCAACUCUCCCUCUUGUCCACAUCCUGGCAAAUCUUAUCCAGACGUUGAGUGAGGUCUCGCUCCACACUCUCAAUGACAUCCGCCAUAGUAUGCAUGGUCGCCAUACUAUACGGACCCGAAGCAUACCGCUUUUUCACAGCAUGCACGUCUUCGCGCGUUUCUGUGAAGAUGUCUGGGUUCUCAGGAGGAGGGAACACUGCAUAGAAUUGCGUCUUGUGGAAUCCUGACCCAGCAGCCAAAACACUUCUCGCUGCCUUGGGCGAAGAAAAGCCAAGUUCAUUGGGUGCGAUGCGUACGACAGGUCCAUAUUUCUCGUGCAGUCGAAUGUGGUCGGUUUCGGUGUGGCCGGAGUAGGUGGAAAGGACUGCGAACAUGGUUCACGAGUCAGGCACGACUCCCUGAAGCAAGAAACGGACCAGGGUAUCUCCUCAAUGGCGACGCGUACUUGUAGUAGAAGAACCUUAGCAGCAAUACCGCCGGCAGAAUCAGGAUCCAAUAAGUUCGCAGAAUUCGAUAAGCUGCGAGCACGACAGGCUCGUCAUGCCGGGCAUCUGGCAGCACAGCCAUUUUGGAUGCGAUGUCAAAUGCAAUCCGGUGGUCGGUGAGAGUCGACUACAACGAAGCGCAAACCUCUCAAUCAAGAGAAGUGGAAGUUCUCCAUCAUAAGAGAAGUCCAUGCGAGCCGCCACUGACCCCUCGCAAACACCCAGUGACCUCUCCAUUUUCUCUCCUAAUGAAUGCUUUCCCAGUAACGAACGGCAAAUGCUACUCCGCACCUCGUACGAAAGAAUAGGCUUCUGAACGUGCCAACCAUGACCUGUCAGCCGCCAAGCACGCACCCAGCCAGAGUAUCAGAAAUGGCCCAGAAGUCCAGACGAGCAGACCGGACAGUUGAUCUGUGCGUGUUGACGCAACAAAUGCGGGGCAGGCUGGAUGUGUGUGGUGGAUGCCUCGAUGCUGAGAAUUCGGCAGUUGAUUGCAAGUGCAAUCGCGAAUGGAGGACGGACGUGGGGACGCGGGGAAGUGGAGAAGCUGCGGCGUUUGUGGCGAAUGGGAUGCGAGGGAGCUCGAACCUGGCGCUGCAUCCUCUGGCCUUGCCGAGCACUAGAUGCACAUCAUGGGAAGCCUUGCGCUGGCGCUUGACCUCCCUCCUUCUCUCAAUACUGGAGCUUGGAAUAGACCUGCCUCCUUGCCUCGAGGGGAC
Messenger RNA from Cercospora beticola, 5291 nucleotides. The record is from RefSeq and is a predicted model, not a curated record. Lineage: Eukaryota; Fungi; Ascomycota; Dothideomycetes; Mycosphaerellales; Mycosphaerellaceae.